Molecule: messenger RNA, 1616 nt
Organism: Homo sapiens (human)
Lineage: Eukaryota; Metazoa; Chordata; Mammalia; Primates; Hominidae
Product: LIM domain-containing protein A-like
Exons: 1
Coding region: 35-1240 (401 amino acids)
Source: RefSeq, a predicted model, not a curated record
AGGCACACAGCCACACGCACACACUCACUGGCAUAUGCACAGCACACACACACGUCCACUUACUCCCAUUACACACUCACAUGCACACACAUAUGCACAGGCACACCCAGACACGCCCACUUAUUCCAACACACUCACAUGCACACACAUAUGCACAGGCACACUCAGACACACCCACUUACUCCCAUUACACACUCACAUGCACACUCACAUGCACACACUCAGACACGCCCACUUACUUUCAUUACACACAUGCACACACACAUAUGCACAGGUACACACACACGCCCACCUACUCUCAUUACACACUCACAUAUGCACACACACAUACCCAUUUACUACUCCCGCUAUGCACUCACACCCACAUACAACACACGCAUAUAGACACAUGCAUACACUCACAUGGAUAUACCCACUUACACAUACACAAUCACACAUAUGCACACGCACAUUGCGCACAGUGACUCACAACACACACAUACACAUGUAUAAGCAUUUACUCCCAUAUACAAGCACACACUGCACUUAUAUAUAUAUGCUUACACACUCAUGCAUGCACCGUCACAUACACGUUUAUACUCCCAUACACACACACACGUACAUUCCAUUCACAUCUACACACACAUGCACACACAUAUUGACUAUAGCAUUCAUGUGCACACACACACUCACAUGCAGUCACGCAUCCACACACACACUCAUCCACACUGUUACACACACACAACCGGACCCACUCACAGGCCCAAGGAACUGUGCCCAGAACACACAAAUGCCCACAGAUGUUCUCAUUUGCAGACAGCAGUGCACCCAGGAGACACACUCAGGUGCCCCCUCAUCUCAUGGAGACAGCCCAAAGAUAAAAACAUCCAGUCUCAACCAGAAACACAAACACUGCACACACUUGGGACACACACACACACACACACUGUGCCACUGUGUGUGUGUAUGUGUGUGGACAAAGGCAGAAACACCGUGGUUUAGGGGAAACAGCCUUGGCAAGUCCAGAGGUGUGACUCUGAUCCCAAUGUUGUCCCUCCAUGCUCCGGGGCUCAGUGCAAACCCCCUGGGCCACUGUGGGCCUCUGGGACCGCACAGGUCAGCUGUGAAAUCCCCGCCACGUGGAGAGCCCUGUUAUUCUGCAAGGCUCUGCCCACCGCAGAACGUUUCCGCGGCCUGCCUGUCUUCCGGGCCUUGGCUCUCUCCGCCUCUCUGUCCUUGUGUGUCUCUCCCGUCUCCAUAGUGUUCUCACGCUCUCUCUCCCUUACUCUGCUCUUCCUCUCUGAUUUGAUCCCUUUUGCUCUCUGCCUUUUUCUGACUCAUGCCCGAACCUUGUCUUAUCUUUGUCUCUUUUUUUGGUUGUGUCUUUCUGCCUGUGCCUCCCUCCAUCUCUCUCUCUCUCUCUUUCUGUUCUGUCUUCACUCUUCCAGUUUCCAUUUCUGAGUCUUGCAUACACACACACACACACGUUGCCACACAGCCCCUCGUCCCGUCCCUGGGUGACAAGCUCAGGCGCUGUGGGGUGUAGCGCUCAGCAGCAGGGGAGACAGUGAGCAGGGAGGAGAGGGGGAGGAAGCACGCCUCCCCCAGCCUGGCCCGAGGCACCAGGAACAGGUGCC